Caenorhabditis briggsae is the source of this 1179-nucleotide messenger RNA. The record is from RefSeq and is a predicted model, not a curated record. The transcript has 8 exons. Gene Ontology annotation, molecular function: extracellular ligand-gated monoatomic ion channel activity. Gene Ontology annotation, biological process: monoatomic ion transport. Gene Ontology annotation, cellular component: membrane. Lineage: Eukaryota; Metazoa; Nematoda; Chromadorea; Rhabditida; Rhabditidae. Bases 1 to 1179 code for a protein of 392 amino acids.
AUGUGGUGGUUCCUAUUUCUUUUAGCUCCGAGUUACGCUGAAAAUUCAACUGGAAGAGUGGAUAUUCUCUUGAUUAUAGAACAUCAGAAGCUGUUGACACUGAAUGAAGAAAAAUCGUCAGUUGAUAUUUCGUUUGAAAUUUGCUUUGAAUGGGAAACAAGAAGUAGGAAAGUCCCAAGAAGUCGAGAGCUAGCAACAUGGAAUGAGUUGGACGCAUUCGGAAUCAUCACUGAGAAUCUAGAGAGCUCCCAAAUUUCCAAAAGUAUCAUAACGAAAGAGAAUCAGGUUCAAAAUGUGCGAUCCAUCCGUUUUGUAUCAAUUCAGUCCGAGAAGCCAUUGGAUUUUUCUGCUUUCCCAAGUGAUUCUCAUUUUUUUCAAAUAAGAUUCACUUCUAUAACUAAAAACUCUUCUCAGUUAACGCUGAAUCCUCAUUUUUUAUCUACUGCUCAAGAACAGACAGAAUCCCACUACAAAUUCGAAGUUUCAAAAGCAUUCGUACAGUGGGUUGUACACAAAAAUGAAUCCUUUGAACAGGCAAUUUUUGAAUUCCGUGUUAUUCGAAGACCUUCUCCAUCUCUUCGAGUUUCCAUGUUUCUAUUGUUCCUAGUCAAUGUAGCCAUGACCUUCGAUUACUUUCCAGUGUCAAGAUUAUUUCAAAAAAGGCCCAAAUCGGGAUUCUAUCUAUGUUGUGGAUUGCUCAUAAGUAUGGUGGCUGCUAGACAAAGUCCCAAGUUUGGAGAGUUGACCAGUUACGAUUACCAACUAAUGGCUCUUCUCCUCCUCGGACUUCUCAUUGAAAUACUGCAUCAGCUUCUUCCAUUUCUAGUUUUUCAUUUGAGAUGUUGUCCAUUGGAGUCCGAUCCAUCACCACCACUGUUCCCUUCUCCAAGUGACCAGUUCAGUUUGGAUACUGAAAGAUCAAAGUGUAAUGCUGCACUAGAUUCUGCUAGAGCUGAGUCAAUGAGAAGUCCUCGAAUCGCUAACUUUGACAUGUGCUUGGCUGAAGUAAAAUUCACCAUGUCAACAUUCAAUGAAGUUUUAAACUUGCAUUCUUCCGCAGAAUGGAGAAGGUACCUGUGUAAUUCCGUUAUCCUAUCCCAAAACAAUUUUCCAGAAAACUCUGGUACAACGCCUAUCGCCGAUUUGAAAUUCUUGCAUUCUUUAGUCUCCAAAUUAUAA